AUGGUCUACGACUGGGCUGGCAAAAGAGACAUUUGCUACCAGCUCUACAUCCAAGACAAAAAACCUUUGGAGGAGAUUAUGGAGUAUAUGAGAAACGCUUAUCAAUUUGCACCAAGCAAGCGCGCAUAUCAAACUCAAUUCAAGCGAUGGGGAUUUCCAUCCAAACAAAACCCAGCCCACAAAAAUGUCGAGUUGGUUGCCCGGGUCAAAGAGCUUUGGGAACGGAACACGAACCAACGUGAUAUGCUUCGCCUCCUCAACGAUGAAGGCUUCGAGAUCAAGGAACGUGAGUUAAUGCGUGUGCGCGCGAAGAACCGCUGGCUGCUUCGCGUCCCCAAUGGCAUGAAGACAGAAUCCCAUGCCGGAGCCGGAGCCCAACAGCCCGAGGACGAAGGUCUUCUUGCAUUGCAGCAGGAAGUUUACAAGCAGGAUGAAGGCUUUGAUGCCGUCGAUACUCUUCCCCCCGAAUCUGAUCUGUCUGCUGCCCCCGAAGGCCCGACGUCGCCCGCCUUGUCCCCAGAGGUCAUGGCAAAGCGCAAAGAGCGCCUGGAUCACUUGAAAUCAGAGAGUGCCGAGCGUUGGGCUUCCCGAAAGCGUCGACGACGCACUCGCGGGUGGGCUGGACUGCCAGCCGAUCCGCCUGGGCCUCCUCGCUUCCCUUCAGAAACCACGAUCGACGAGAGUAAACAGUAUUUAAACCUGGACAACAAUUUGUAUCGUCAACUCAGAGAUCAUUUCCAAAAGAUAUGCGAGGAAGCGGGUUUCAUCAAGAAAACCAUAGCUGGCCCAGAAAGAUGGCAAGCGGCGAAGGACAAAUUAAUCCAUGAGUCUCCUCAUCUCCAGCAGGUCUUCAAUUCCGAACCCAACCAGCGCGACGCGAAAGCUCUGGCCUUGGACGUUGUCUGUAUGGAUGUCACAAAACGGAUGAGAACGUUAGAGCGGCGAAUGACCAUCGCCGAGGCGAAGAAUGUAUUGGGUGUCAACCCGGAGGAAAGUCGCCAAAUUCGGAAUGCCUUCUAUGGUACUCUCAAAGCAGACCAUUUCACCAGCAAGCUUGAGGCAGGCGACGAACACUGGCAGGAACUCAAAGCACAGUGGAUUCGCAACUCAUCAUUGCUUCAGCGGAUCCUUGAACCAGGAGUAGCCGACCCAGAGCACACAAACCGCUUAAAAGCCCUGGAAGUUCUCUGUCGUGAUGUGAUGAAGCGUCUCCGUGAUGAUCAAACAAAACGAGAUCCUGCUCGCAAGAGAUCUAGGCCACGCGCCGAUUCGCGAAAUGCGACAUCAAAUAGCCCCCAAGUGGGCAACAUUCUUGGCAACGGGAUCAAUAAUGGGAUUAGCACCCUCGCAUCCCAAGCACUUGCAAGCGCCCCGAUCAGCGCCAGCGAAAUUGGUGAUAUGCAGAUUGAUCCCUCUUUGCUACAGGCAGCUAACGAUCCAUCAUCCUUUUCUGCUAAUACACAGCACGGGGCGGGUAACGCUUUUGAGUAUAUGGAUCCAAUGCUACAUACCACAUUACUCCAUAGCCUCAUUUAUCUCCAGAUCAGUCCACACAGCCAGAUACCGGAAAUCUCGACCAAAAAUUGGGCCGAAAAACUAGCAACGCGGUCUGUGGAAGAAAUAAGACAAUUGACCGCCGCGAAGUACCCCUACGCGGUCAUCAGCAAGAUUGAGGGUGUGGAUAAGGAUGAGCACGAGAACGACUCUUAUUUUCCAAUUGAUGAAGACCACGAACUGGAUGACUAUUUGUCGCACGUUCAUGGAAGAAAAGCAUUGCUCCUCUUGACGUUACAGCAAAUGUGA
Messenger RNA from Penicillium maclennaniae, 1803 nucleotides. RefSeq names its product Clr5 domain-containing protein. The record is from RefSeq and is a predicted model, not a curated record. Bases 1 to 1803 code for a protein of 600 amino acids. The transcript is spliced from 2 exons. NCBI's taxonomy places the organism in Eukaryota, Fungi, Ascomycota, Eurotiomycetes, Eurotiales, Aspergillaceae.